This is a messenger RNA of Selaginella moellendorffii, 4717 nucleotides long. Its product is annotated as U-box domain-containing protein 13. Gene Ontology annotation, biological process: protein ubiquitination; cell surface receptor signaling pathway. Gene Ontology annotation, cellular component: cytoplasm; nucleus. The record is from RefSeq and is a predicted model, not a curated record. The transcript is spliced from 12 exons. Lineage: Eukaryota; Viridiplantae; Streptophyta; Lycopodiopsida; Selaginellales; Selaginellaceae. The coding region runs from base 2412 to 4319 and encodes 635 amino acids. Gene Ontology annotation, molecular function: protein binding; ubiquitin-protein transferase activity.
GGGAUUCUUUUAGGGUUUAUUGCGCUGUUCUUGUUCCUCUCCAUUCAAGUGUGAUAUUGUGCGCACAAGGAGCUCUUCUUCCCAGCUCGAUCCGGUAUGUGUAGCGCCUCCUCCGCUGGAGCGUUCUUGCGUGAUCCUCGCAUUUUCCUGUCUAGGAUGAGGAAUUAGGUUGCCGCCACAAUGCCAAAGCGUUGAAUUGAAGCACUUGCUUGGAACUUUUUUUUUUUUUUCCCUCGUUAUUUUAGUUGAUUGAAGUUGGAGUAUUAGGCGAGCUAACGCCUAAUACUCAGAUCUUGUAUUCUUUUCUUCUUUUGUUUUGGGAAGUCUUUAGUUUUUUGGGGCCUUUGUAAGAUCCUGUGAGCUUCUGGAUCUCAUACUGGAGGGUGAAUUGGUGGCAUCGACACGCUACUCUGAUCCGACGAGCUGAAAAGUUUUCUUUCUUUCUUUUAAAAUCUUUUUUUUCCCAUCGUGUUUUCGUCGUCGUAAUCAACAACUUGUGUUCCAGCUGCUUGCAUGGAACGCCUCCGUCGUUCCUUCCUCUCAUUAAUCUCCUGCAGCUUAGAUUUUGCAGCUCGUUGCUCUUGAAUCGUGCUACCUACAAAAACAAAGUUAUGACACUACGGACAAACGAAGAUAUUCCAGAUGAAGAGAAGUAAGCUCUCUUUCUUUUUUCACGCCAGGAAUCAACGUCUUGGUUUCCUGUCCAAUUAUCUUUGGCAGUGUGCAAGGUAAAUGCACUUGUGUGCAGGCGGUGGAUCUCUUAGAAAUGCUUCAAAGGGAGGAAACAAUGCGGAAGGAAAACAACGAGGAUUUGCUCAAGCCGUUCUUGAUGAGAGACACGUCAAAGCCGAGGCCGGAGGCCAUCACCAAGUUAAAGGUGUUGAGACCAGUCACCUGUGCAACUUUUGCCCGGGAUGCAAUUGAAGGGAGAGCAAAUAUUUCGGACGGUGCCAACCAACCUCUGUUUUGGCCCGGCCAGUCUGGAUGGCAGCAGCAUAACAGAGCGACUUGCAGCGCAGAUCUUCCAACCCAGUCACAGUUUGCCAACCAUGAGCACUGAGCAGGCGGGGCUGAAAGAGACGGAGGUGAUGCGGAAGUUGCAAGAGAGAAACCAGCAGUUAUUCCAAGUCGACCUGGGCUCAAGGACGGGAGUGACGAUGAGGCAGCGAUGGAAGGAUGAAAAUCCUCGUGGCUCUGGCAACAAGAAGUUGACGCCUUGCGGAUGCUCGAUCUGUAGGGGACUGUGUACUUGCGCCAUGAGUGAGAUUGAACUGCUCACCUGUCCUCGUACACUGCGGAUUUGAUAUGGUUGCAGCAGCAGCAGCAGCCAGAAAGAUUUCAAGUGCACAUGCUUGCGAACAUGCUCAGGCCGGAAAUCUCGAUAUAGCUGGUUGUGUCUUUAAACAAAAGCCGCCUGGGCCGCCUGGCCACCUCACUCGGCUCCGCAUUUGAUCCCAUCUCUCCCUGUUCUCGUGAAUGAUGGGAAAAAGAGUGCUGCUAAAAGCCAAAGGAAGCAAAACAGCAUCACAGCAAGGCAAAGUCGGAGAGAGAGAGGAGCGGUCUGACACACGCUCCCGGCAAGCAAGGAUGGGGAUGUCACGCUUUCCUCCUCACCGGUUUUAACUAAAGCUCGCUUCCAACUCUUUCAAUCACAGGCCAAGUCUUUGGGAAGAGAACGAUCAAAAGAUGGGGAUGUCACGCUUUCCUCCUCACUGGUUUUAACUAAAGCUCUCUUCCAAAUCUUUCAAUCACAGGCAGGUCUUUGGGAAGAGAUGAUCAAAGGAUGGGGAUGUCACGCUUUCCUCCUCACCGGUUUUAAGUAAAGCUCUCUUCCAGCUCUUUCAAUCAAAGGCAAGUCUUUGGGAAGAGAUGAUCGGGGAACACAUGCCGGAUGGGGAUGUGUUUGGCAUCAUCUACUUCUAUUUUCUUCGGCUUCUGGUAAAAUCCGUUGCCAGUCUUUGCCCGCUUAAGUUCGCUGCUCUGGGAUGGCCUGGUCUCGUCUGGCCAAGUUGGCCGACAAACCAUGUGCUGUGCCAUGUGCCCACCAUUGCCAUGGCUGGCGAGCAGCAGGGGGAGAAGCAGUAGAAACAGGAACAAAAGAAUGGGAGGGAAAGAGAUGAGAAGGAGAAGAGAAAGGAAGAAUAGGGAGGAGAACACGGGCAGUAUAGAAGUUUAGUAGUAUCCUAGGUGCGCUAGGAGGAAUAUCGACGAGCUGGAAUAGCAGCAGGCAGGACAAAAGGGAUGAAGUGGUCGAGGCUCAAAGCUCCGGGUAGGGAAUGCUGAAGGAAGCAAGCGGAUUGAAUUGGUUUCCGUUUAGGAUAGGGUGACAGCAGCAUCGUUUGUAGCUGGGAUAGGCAGGCAGCGGAGAGUGAAGAAAGAUCAAGCAACGAGCACGGGGAAGUGGUCUCACUAUGGCUGAAGUCAUUUUGCAGUUGCUCUUCCAGUCGCUGCUUGACAUCGUGAACGAUAUCAGCAUGUACAGGGAGUACAUAAAAUCGCACCGGAAGGAGUCCGUGAGCCUCGCCAGGAGAAUUAAGCUGCUAGGCCCCUUGUUUGAGGAAGUCAGGGAUCUCAAGGAGCCGCUGCCCGAGGGAGCGCUCGCGUCGUUCCAGGCGCUCAAGAGCGCGCUAGAGUUCUCCAAGCAGCUGCUGCUCCAGUGUCACAGCGGGAGCAAGCUCUAUCUGGUGCUAGAGGGAGAAGCCGUGUCCAGUGCGUUUUGCUCGGCGGUCGUCAAUCUCGGGCAGGCUCUGGACGAACUUCCUUACAACUCCUUGUUCCUGUCGGACGAAGUUCACGAGCAGGUUGUGCUUGUGCAUUCGCAAUUGCGUCGAGCCAAAGGCAGACAAAGCUCUCUGGAUUCACAGCUUUCGGAAGAUGCAGUGACCGUCUUGGGCGGAAACCGAGACAGUUGCAAGCUGGCUCUGGAGAGACUGGCUGGGAAGUUGCGCCUGAGAACAAUGUCCGAAUUGCAACAGGAGUCACAGGCACUGCAAGCCAUGUUUGCUGGUACGAAGCGUGACGAGAACAUCGACAAGGUAUACGCGUUGCUGGGAAAACUACAGGAGCUUGCACUGUCCAAGAACCCGGAGGCAGCCAUGGUGGAGACACCCGAAGCUCCUGCGGAGAAGCCGGCUCCUCCGGCCAUUCCAGAGGACUUCCAGUGUCCAAUCUCACUGGAGCUGAUGAAGGAUCCAGUCAUCGUCGCCACGGGACAGACUUACGAGCGAGCAUCGAUCCAAAAGUGGCUAGAUGCCGGACACAAGACAUGCCCGAAGACGAGACAACCUCUCACGCAUCUGGUACUGACGCCAAACUACGUACUGCGGAGCCUCAUUGCUCACUGGUGCGAGACACACGGCCUGGAGCCACCGAAAGGAUACGGCAGCAGCAGGCCGAGCGGGAAGCUCAGCAGCAGCCAUGGGAUAGACGUACCGCAUGCAACGGACUUAGUGGUUGUAGAGGCCUUGGUCCAGCGCCUCGCAACCGGCCAGCUCGAGGAGAAGCGAGCAGCAGCGGGGGAGCUACGCUUGCUCGCAAAGAGAAGCAUAGAAAACAGGAUCAGCAUCGCCGAGGCCGGAGGGAUUCCACUCCUGGUGGAGCUGCUCUCGACGCAGGACAAGCGCACGCAAGAGCACGCGGUCACGGCGCUGCUCAACCUGUCCAUCCACGACCAGAACAAGGGACUGAUCGUUCUAGCCGGGGCCAUCGAGCCGAUAGUGGAAGUUCUACGUGGUGGCAGCAUGGAGGCCAGGGAGAACGCGGCGGCGACGCUGUUUAGUCUCUCCGUGGCGGACGAGAACAAGGUGACGAUAGGAGCGUCUGGGGCGAUACCGACGCUGGUGGAUCUCUUCAACAGCGGGAGCUUGCGGGGGAAGAAGGACGCGGCCACCGCGCUCUUCAACUUGUCGAUAUACCAAGGCAACAAGGCGAGAGCUGUCCGGGCGGGGAUAGUUCCGGCGCUCAUGAGAGAGCUGCUGGACACUCGGGCCGGGAUGGUGGACGAGAGUUUGGCGAUCCUGGCCAUUUUGGUGACGCACCACGAGGGGAGGGUGGCGGUCGGGAAUGAGUCGCCGGUGCCCGUGCUGGUGGAGCUCAUCAGCUCCGGCUCGGCCAGGACGAAGGAGAAUGCUGCCGCGGUGCUGCUAGCAUUGUGUUCUAACGAUUCAGCUCACGUCGUGGCGGCGCACCAGCUCGGGGCGUAUCUCCCGCUGGCGGAGCUGGCGGUGAAUGGGACGAUGCGAGCGCGGCGAAAGGCCGGGAGUUUGCUCGAGCAUCUCUGCAAGCAAGAUGAAAUGGCCGAAGUGGACAACGUCUUGUAGCGAGUGCUCUCACGCAGCAGCGCAGCGGUGAAGAGAGGGAAGUUCUCGGUUUUUUUUUUCUUGGUUCUUCUCUUCUUUUUUCGCGUUGGGUGGUGUAAGUUCUUCCCUUGCUCCUCCGUUUUUCUUUUUUUUCUUCGUUCCCAAUUUUCUUCAGGAUUUCACGAUGCUGAAGCUUUAACCAUUCGACCUGGUGGUUGCCGAGACAAUGGCGAGCCGAAAAAAAAAUAACAAACAAGGCCAAUCGGACAACCAACCAGCCAACAAACAAAACAUUCUUUGGUUUUCUCUCUCUUUCUUUUUCCUCCAUUUUUUUCUCGCUGAAAGCAGCGAGAGAUGUGUUGUGCUGUACAGCAAAAAAGGAAACUUGGCAUUGAAUAAAACUUCGCGCGAUGAUGGAA